Messenger RNA from Jaminaea rosea, 1040 nucleotides. Its product is annotated as putative 60s ribosomal protein L7 subunit. NCBI's taxonomy places the organism in Eukaryota, Fungi, Basidiomycota, Exobasidiomycetes, Microstromatales. Gene Ontology annotation, molecular function: RNA binding; structural constituent of ribosome. Gene Ontology annotation, biological process: maturation of LSU-rRNA from tricistronic rRNA transcript (SSU-rRNA, 5.8S rRNA, LSU-rRNA). The coding region runs from base 8 to 766 and encodes 252 amino acids. Gene Ontology annotation, cellular component: cytosolic large ribosomal subunit. The record is from RefSeq and is a predicted model, not a curated record. The transcript is spliced from 2 exons.
UCACACAAUGACCGCUACCGUCAAGACCUCGGUCCCUUCAGCAAAGGACGUCCUCGUCCCCGAGACGCUUCUCAAGAAGAGGCGCUCGGACCAGAAGUCGAGGGAGGAGCGACUGAAGCUCGCCGCUGAGGCCAAGAAGGCCCAGAAGGCUAAGCGCCGCGUCAUCUUCAAGCGCGCUGAGCAGUACGUCAAGGAGAACCAGCAGCGCGAGCGUGAGGAGAUCCGUCUCCGCCGAGCAGCCAAGGCCUCUGGCGACUUCUACGUCCCCGCCCAGCCCAAGGUUGCCCUCGUCAUCCGUCUGCGUGGUGUCAACAACAUUGCUCCCAAGCCCCGCAAGAUCCUGCAGCUCCUCCGCCUCGUCCAGAUCAACAACGCCGUCUUCGUCAAGCUGACCAAGGCCACCAAGCAGAUGCUCCAGCUCGUCGAGCCCUACGUCACCUACGGCGAGCCCUCGGUCGCAACCAUCCGCAACUUGAUCUACAAGCGCGGAUACGCAAAGGUCAACCGCCAGCGCAUUCCCCUCACCUCCAACGCCGUCAUCGAGGAGCAGCUCGGCAAGUACGGCAUCAUCUCCGUCGAGGACCUUGUCCACGAGAUUGCCACUGCUGGCCCCAACUUCAAGUGGGCUAACCAGUUCCUCUGGCAGUUCAAGCUCGCCAACCCCAACGGCGGCUACAAGGGCAAGAAGUUCACGUCCUUCAUCGAGGGCGGUAACACUGGCUCGAGGGAAGGCGACAUCAACGCCCUCGUCAAGCGUCAGCUUUAAGCGUGUGCCAUUGUGCGCACUCUUGACUACGGCGUAAUUGAUGACGGUUGUCGUUUGCGGUCCAGCGACGUGUGAAGGCGCAGGAGCUAUCCUUUCAUCGUCUUGCCGUUUGGCGUGGACCACUCCAUCACCCACACUACCUUCUCACCUUGGCUGCUCGGGGGACUUGGCGCACCUCUGAGUGGUAUCUCUUCUCUCUCACGCAUGUACUUCAUCACCCUCUUGUCGCCGCGUCUUUUCCGUCUUCUCGACACAUAAAAGCACAUUGAUUCAC